This is a messenger RNA of Sarcophilus harrisii (Tasmanian devil), 4938 nucleotides long. It is a transcript of the gene FBXW11, whose product is annotated as F-box and WD repeat domain containing 11. Gene Ontology annotation, molecular function: protein dimerization activity. The transcript is spliced from 14 exons. Bases 753 to 2285 code for a protein of 510 amino acids. The record is from RefSeq and is a predicted model, not a curated record. Lineage: Eukaryota; Metazoa; Chordata; Mammalia; Dasyuromorphia; Dasyuridae.
CAUCAAGGCAUCCAAGUAGUAGCAGGAAAGCGCGCCGGAAGCACCGAAACCUACAAGGCCCGACCGCUGAGGCCGAUGGGAUAUGUAGUUUAUGAAAGCUACAGUAACUUUGUUUGCUCACCACCCCUAUGUUUCCCAAAUUGUAGUGGUCUUAACUCCCUACAGACAGAGCUUGCUUAGGACAUUAUCUGGAAGCUCAGGUUUGGGUUGCAUUUACACGCGAAAGGAUAAAUCUAGAACCAGGAUUUCGGUCCCAGGAAGCUCUGCGGCGGAUUGGCCGCCCAGUUCGGCAUGCCCUGCAGUUGGGCGCGGGGCUUCCUGGGAGCUGUAGUCCCCGGGUUGCGUUACGGCGUUGGCGGAGGGGAGGGCGGAGCUGCCGGCGGCCCGGGCGGGCGGGCAGCUAGAGAGGGUGCGAUCGCCGCUGCCGCCGCUACCACCACCGACACCACCGCAGCCGCCGCCGCCGCCAGCUCUGGGGCCGUUCGCCGCUGCGGGGAGCGAGAGGCGGAGGCGGGGCCGGUGUCGCGAUGGAGCCCGACUCGGUGAUCGAAGACAAGACCAUCGAGCUCAUGUUACCGAAGUGCAUGUUUGGGAUUUUGUUGAAGAAAACUGGAUACAGUAAAGCAGAAGGAAUCUUGGAAGAUGAUUGACUGCUGUCUUUUCUCAGACUAGUCUGAAAGGGAAUAUCCCCCACCCAUUCAUUCUGGAUUGGUGGAUCUGAAGUACAAACUAUUUUCCAGAACACAUCAGUUAUGGAGGAUCAGAAUGAAGAUGAGUCCCCAAAGAAAAAUACACUAUGGCAGAUAAGUAAUGGAACAUCAUCUGUGAUAGUAUCCAGGAAGCGACCAUCUGAAGGAAAUUACCAAAAAGAAAAGGACUUGUGUAUUAAGUAUUUUGACCAGUGGUCUGAAUCAGAUCAGGUUGAAUUUGUGGAGCAUCUGAUUUCACGAAUGUGUCAUUAUCAGCAUGGACAUAUUAACUCUUACCUGAAGCCCAUGUUGCAGCGGGACUUCAUCACUGCUUUACCAGAGCAAGGCUUAGAUCACAUAGCAGAAAACAUCCUUUCUUACCUGGAUGCUAGAUCUCUGUGUGCAGCAGAAUUGGUAUGUAAAGAAUGGCAGCGUGUGAUCUCUGAAGGAAUGCUUUGGAAGAAAUUGAUUGAAAGGAUGGUACGGACUGAUCCACUUUGGAAAGGCCUUUCAGAAAGAAGAGCAUGGGAUCAGUACCUGUUUAAAAAUAGACCCACAGAUGGUCCUCCCAAUUCAUUUUAUAGGUCACUGUACCCAAAGAUUAUCCAGGAUAUAGAGACUAUAGAAUCUAAUUGGAGGUGCGGAAGGCAUAACUUGCAGAGAAUUCAGUGCCGCUCUGAAAAUAGUAAAGGUGUCUACUGUUUACAGUAUGAUGAUGAAAAGAUCAUCAGUGGCUUACGGGAUAACUCUAUUAAGAUUUGGGAUAAAACCAGUUUGGAAUGUUUGAAAAUAUUAACAGGACACACAGGUUCAGUCCUUUGUCUGCAGUAUGAUGAGAGGGUUAUUGUGACUGGCUCCUCAGACUCCACAGUGAGAGUUUGGGAUGUGAACACAGGAGAAGUUUUGAAUACAUUGAUCCACCACAAUGAGGCAGUCCUUCACCUGCGUUUUAGCAAUGGCUUAAUGGUGACUUGUUCAAAGGAUAGGUCCAUUGCUGUGUGGGACAUGGCAUCACCCACUGACAUCACGCUUCGACGUGUAUUGGUUGGCCAUCGAGCAGCUGUUAACGUGGUUGACUUUGAUGACAAGUAUAUUGUCUCUGCUUCUGGUGACAGGACCAUUAAAGUCUGGAGCACAAGUACCUGUGAAUUCGUUCGUACUCUGAAUGGGCACAAGCGUGGCAUUGCCUGCCUUCAGUAUAGGGAUCGACUUGUUGUGAGUGGAUCCUCAGACAAUACCAUAAGGCUAUGGGAUAUUGAGUGCGGUGCCUGUUUAAGGGUUUUAGAAGGACAUGAAGAAUUAGUCCGCUGCAUCAGAUUUGAUAACAAGAGGAUUGUGAGCGGAGCCUAUGAUGGAAAAAUUAAGGUUUGGGAUUUGCAAGCUGCUCUUGACCCCCGGGCACCAGCAAGCACAUUAUGUUUGCGUACCUUAGUGGAACAUUCUGGACGAGUGUUUCGAUUGCAGUUUGACGAAUUUCAGAUCAUCAGUAGCUCCCAUGAUGACACUAUUCUGAUUUGGGAUUUCCUAAAUGUGCCCCCCAGUGCCCAGAAUGAGACUCGUUCUCCCUCUAGAACAUACACUUACAUCUCCAGAUAACAGUCUGCACUUUUACCCACAUCAGGGUUCCAUAGUCUUGAACUACUGGCUACACAGCUCUCACAUGCCCACAGGUGUUCAUUCACAGCUGAGUAUGAAGUUGGAAUUGGUUCUAGAUGCUGUGUAGAUGCAAAGCAGCACAACUCUAAAUUCUCAUUUUUCUUGCGAUCUCUGACUCCUGACUGUUUACUUGGAGGCCUUUAUGAUGGUCACAUCAACUUCAAGUAGAUAAGAAAAAGCCUGUCCUUCCCUGCCAUGAAAAAACCUAAUGCUUCAACUGUAAAUUUUUCAUAUAAACUGAAUUUACAAUCUGUUUUACAGAAGUAAAUGAAAAAUUCAAGAAAAGACUUGGCCUAAUUUAUAUUGCUUUGCACUUUGGUCUGACUUUAAAGAACAACAUCAUAUUCUCCGAUGAAAUUUGGGUGCCAAACACAUGCCCAGAAUGUACAUUGUUCCUUUCAGAAGCCGGCAUCCUCCUUUUGACUGUACGAGCUAUCCUCCAUUGAGAACUUGUUUUAUAAGGAGUGUGUUGGACUUUGGAAACAUUUCUGGAUUGUUUAAUAAUAUUUUUGGAUUUUACUUUAUUUCUGCCCCACUUAUUUCUUUUAAUUUAAAGAAUUGUAAACCAGAUAUUAUCUGCCAAUUGGUAACAUGGCACUGGCUUUUCUUUUAUUAAUGGCCCUCUCCUUCUUUCCUCUGUUUUACUGAUAUUUGAUAUAGUCCUACCUUUCCAUGAGUGCUUGCCUCUUAAUUUAAAAUACUGUAUCAGCAUGUAGAUAGAAUGUACAUAACAGUUUAACCUCAAGGUGUGUGGAGUGAGGGCCUCCUGAUCCCGAGACACUAAUGCAGACUGUAUUAGCACUUAGCCACGGGAUAUUCUCAAUGAUUGGCACCCAGGGGCUCAUGUGGAUUAUCCAGAAUCCUCCGUGCAGUAUUCAUAAGAUUUUUUUUUAUGGGAACUAUGUUUUAAAAAUGUAAUUUCUAAGCUUAAAAAAAUUAAAAACGUUUUGUUUCUGUUCUGCAGUAUGUAUAAUAGACAUACCUUUUAAAAUAUUUUUUUGUUUUGUUUUCUUAAUGGUAUUCUGAAGUACUUACAGGUUAGCUUUUUUUGGUAGCAUUUACUUGGCUCCACAAUUGAACAAUGUCCUGAGUCAAAAUUUAAAUGUAUUAAUAUUAAUUUUAUUUUAUCUGAAUUGAAGUAGUAGAGGAGACUCUGUUGCUCCCAUGUCUCCAUCUGGGUCUAGACUCCAUCUAGUUUUCAGGCCCUUGUCCCAGGCCAGUGCUUGGUGAGCGUGUUGGUAUAUGUGCUUCCUCUGUAGCUUUUGUUAUCGGACAUCUCCUUGGACAGAAGGCCUCUUUGGGGGCCUCCAGCUUAGGUUACGAGGCUUCCUUGUCUUACAUUUGCAUUCUCAUGUAUUUUGUGGCAUGCUUCUGUGGGAAAGGAUUACUCACAAAUGUCAUUUCUCUUGAUUUGCUUCGUGUGACAUGUGGUUUUCAACAAAUGAUUUUGUUUUGUUACCCUUAGCUUCCAAAUGCACUAAAAUUCAAGUAGGUGUGAAUGCCAUUGUCACAUUGACUGUCUGUGGAGAUCAUAUCGGCACUGGGGUGUCGGCUGGCAAUCUUUUUUUCUCCAUGUACAAUGUUAUGUUUUAUUUAUCCUUUGACAUUUGUUUUAAUCCAGGAAUGUCCAUGGUAUUUAAAGGACCAAUAAAUUAAUAUUAAAAUGCAGUGAACAAGCAUGCUAGCAGUGGUAUCCUCUUGUGGAUCAAACCUCUUUCCAGCGAAAGCACACACAGAUACUACCAAAGGGCAGAUUGCUUUGCUAUAUUUUAUCUUUUGCAUCGAGAAAAGUGUUGGGAUCAAUGUGUAGUUUUCUUAUUUUUUUUCCUUCAGUUAAAAUUUCCUCCUAUAUGUUACAAUUGAUUUCUUUCUUUGAGCUGUUAAAACCUCAAAGUACAGAAAUAAGGUCACAGUUUUGUAAGCUUGACAGUAGUUUGUGAAAGUGGCUUACUUUUAACCCUUUUCAUCUUAUAGCUUUAAUAUUAAACUGGCUAAGAAAAGAUGCUUUUGCAGCCCAGAAGAAAAUGGCAAAUUGUUUCUCAGAGAGCAGUGUCCUUUUUUAUGCAUGUGUACAAUGGAAAUUCCUCAUUUUCCUUGGGAGAUCAUGGUGUUUGAACAUGCACACAACUUUUGGAUUGUGCUUAUUAAACCACAGCAGUGGACUUUAUCUUUGGCACCCAAGGAAUCUGACUUCGGGGAUUCACAGUAGCAAUUCCUGGCUGCACUCUGGAUUUUGGUUUUGCUGACCAUAAUUGAGCAAUUGUACAUUUCUGCUAUAUUAAUGUUUUAAAGCACUGGGAUAGUCUACUUCUAACUUGUAAUUAAUUAUGUUUGCCAAUUAUCUGUUUGAAAUAAGUUUGUGUCUGAACAGCUUAUUGAAACUGUUAAAUUGUACAGAUAUUGUUCAUGACCUAAAGCUUUGUACUGUGGAAUGUGCUUAAUAAAAAAAAGUUUGACCUUUGUCCAGAAAAUUGCUAACUAAUAUCCAAAAAAGUAUUGGCAUUUUGCAUUACAUCUAAUUUGGCUUCGUGCAUUUGUUACUUCAGAUACUAAUUUGAAGCUAAUAAUCUUAAAAUAAAACAUUCCUAAUCUA